Lottia gigantea (owl limpet) is the source of this 1381-nucleotide messenger RNA. RefSeq lists its product as hypothetical. Lineage: Eukaryota; Metazoa; Mollusca; Gastropoda; Lottiidae. The transcript has 6 exons. Gene Ontology annotation, cellular component: preribosome, small subunit precursor; 90S preribosome; nucleolus. Bases 240 to 878 code for a protein of 212 amino acids. Gene Ontology annotation, biological process: maturation of SSU-rRNA from tricistronic rRNA transcript (SSU-rRNA, 5.8S rRNA, LSU-rRNA). The record is from RefSeq and is a predicted model, not a curated record.
GUCUUCUGUUCAGUAAUUGUUUAAUCUUUGUGUAGGUUACACAUUUUCACCGAGUUGAACAUUCCGAACUUUUGUGGUAUUGAAGUUUUUACAAACACAUACAGUCUGGAUAAACAGUCUUGAUCUGUCACUCAUUUGAAUUCUGCUGAUUAGCCCUGAAGUUGGCCAUUGGUAAAAAUAAGCUGUGUUAUUUAACUUAUUUCUUGUGUCUUCUGUAAAGCUGACAAUAUUUCAUAAACAUGGGGAAGAUACGGAGAGUAAGAGAAAAAUACCAUUCUGUAGCAAAGAAAAAUCUCAAAAGUUCUUCUGAAGACAACAAGAUGGUAGCUGAAGAAAAUGAUAACAUUGUAGGAUUAUCAUCUGAGGAAGUGGCUUCUAAUAUGGUGAUACAAGAUAAUAUAUUCAGUACAAUUAAUAUAGAUAAAUCGAAACUCAGUCAAAGACUCCCUGAUUUUGAUGCCAGAUCAGCUAUAACCAGUAAAACAUUGAAAGGACUUAGCCUGAAGAAGAAGGAUAAAUUGAAAUUAAGAAGGGAAUAUUUCAUGCAAAAAAUCAAUGCUAUAGAGGUAAAGAAAAAGAAAGAUAAAGAAAGAAAGAAAAGAGAGAAAACAGCUGUAGUUGGUGAUAUGGCUGUAAUAGAAGAAGCUUUACCUACCUUAGAUUUAUUAAUGAAGACAUCCACCACAAAAGAGAAAGUGCCUCAUGUUCCCAAGAAGAGAUGUGUACAGAAGGCUAAGAAUAGAGUUAAGAAAGGAUUAAGCAAUAUAAAAUCAUUUAAACAAGUUUUAAAACAUUCAGCUUUCAAAAACAACCCUGGUGCUACAAUUAAUGAACAUUUACAUAAUAAACUGAAACAAGAAGAAAGUGAUGAAUCCUAACAGUAAUUAAACAGUCUUACUUCUAGGACUUUUCACUAUAUAUCUUCUCAAUAAUAAAACAUGAAAUGAUGUCAUCUUAAAUGCAUAUUGGUACUUUACAUAGAUGUCUGUGGAGCAAUCUUGUUUCUUAAUCAAUAUUAAUUUUGUGGGCAAUUAUUGGUUUACUUGCUAUUUUUUAAGAAAACAGGAAUAAGGAUUACCUGAAUAUUCGGAAAUUCUGAUUUCCUUCUAGUGUCAAAAUUCUGAAUAACAACACUAAAAUACCCAAAUAAAUCUGAUCUCUUUCGGCCAAUUUGCAAAAAAUAUACAGUAAUUUCUAAUUAGAUUUAUAAUUGUAGUAGUUAUUAAUGAUAGAUGAAUGAAUAAGUGCAUAAGGUUGAAUGAUUGAAAUGUACAUGAAUUAAUUUAAUUAGACCAAUGUACUGUCAUGUUGAAAUGAAAUAUAUUAAAGCAGAUACAUGUACCAUGAAUGUAUUUUCAUCUUUCAUUAAAAUAUAUUUUUU